Molecule: messenger RNA, 970 nt
Organism: Anopheles funestus (African malaria mosquito)
Lineage: Eukaryota; Metazoa; Arthropoda; Insecta; Diptera; Culicidae
Gene: gfzf
Product: glutathione S-transferase 1-1
Exons: 2
Coding region: 188-889 (233 amino acids)
Biological process (GO): glutathione metabolic process
Molecular function (GO): glutathione transferase activity
Source: RefSeq, a predicted model, not a curated record
UCACUGCCCACAACCUGGAGAUACUCCUAACCGGUUUUUACCUUUUGCUGGCUUCCUGUGCUAACUGCAUCCUACACGUAUCUCUAACGUAUUAAUAAUUGCGAUUAACUAGCCGCAUACAUCAUUUGUGCAACGGAGCUCGAUCGCUUUGCAUUCAUUCAGAUUUGCUCCAAUACAAUACUGUGCAAUGAAGCUGUACGCGGUAUCUGAUGGUCCACCAUCGCUGGCUGUUCGGAUGGCACUCGAAGCGCUCAAUAUUCCUUACGACCACAUAAGCGUGGAUUACGGCAAAGCGGAACAUCUUACGGAGGAUUACGAAAAGAUGAAUCCGCAAAAGGAGAUUCCAGUGCUGGAUGAUGAUGGAUUCUUUUUAAGCGAGAGUAAUGCGAUCCUGCAGUAUCUCUGCGAAAAGUAUGCCCCAACGAGCGAGCUGUACCCGAAGGAUCCGAAGGAACGUGCCUUGGUUAACCAUCGGCUUUGCUUUAAUUUGGCCUUUCUCUAUCCGCAAAUUUCGGCCUACGUUAUGGCACCGAUCUUUUUCGACUACGAGCGCACGGAUAUGGGCUUAAAGAAGUUGAACAUGGCAUUGGCUGCGUUUGAGACGUAUCUGAAGCGUACCGGUACGAAGUACGUCGCCGGCAACGGGCUUACCAUUGCCGAUUUCCCGCUCGUAACGUCCGUCAUGUGUUUGGAAGCGAUCGCGUUCAAUUUGGGCGAAAAUUACCCCACUGUUCAGCAGUGGUAUACGGGUUUCAAGCAAGCUCACGCUAACCUGUGGGCCAUCGCUGCGAAGGGAAUGGAAGAGAUAGCCGAAUUCGAGAAGAACCCACCCGAUCUAUCCGGAAUGGUUCACCCGAUCCAUCCGAUUCGCAAGGUCGGAGCAAAAUAAAAAUACGGCAACAGGUUACGCUUUGCUAACAAGAUGCAUUUUUCUCAAUAAACUUCGUCUAACCGACAAGCAUUACAUUAA